Molecule: messenger RNA, 744 nt
Organism: Salvia hispanica
Lineage: Eukaryota; Viridiplantae; Streptophyta; Magnoliopsida; Lamiales; Lamiaceae
Source: RefSeq, a predicted model, not a curated record
AUGGCAGAAUCUGUUGCAAAUGUGUUUCUGGAAAUCCUUCGUGAUUUGCUGGUUGAAGAAACUAAGUUUCUGGUUAGUGUGAGCGGUGAUGUUGACAAAGUCAAAGCAGAUCUGAGAAGCAUUCAUGCGUUGUUGAUGAAAGCUGACAGAGAGAGACGCGAUUCUCCAACUCUAAAGCUUUACAUUUCCCAACUCAAAGAUCUUGCUUUCAAAGCUGAGAAUCUGCUUGAAACGUAUGCCUUUGAAGUUGAAUCCAAAAGGGAAGAAGGGCGGAGGAGCCUCAAGGAUAAAUUCAAAAGGUACAUUUGCAUCAUGUGUGAGUGCAUCAGUGUCCAUGAGGUUGGGAAAGAGGCUCGCCACAUAAUAUCAGCCCUGGCCGAGCUCACUAACAAGUUAGAGUCGGAGUUGGGACAAGAAAGCUCAUCUCUCUCGAGGCAGGAAGAUGAGCAGCAGCGACUGUUGAGACAGACGUAUGCUCAUGAGGUUGAGCAUGAUUUCGUGGGCAUGGAGAAAGACAUCCAGCUUUUGGUCUCCAAGGUGAAGGAUGAAACGAGAAAGAGACGAGUAGUGAAGAUAUAUGGGAUGGGUGGUCUCGGAAAAACUACUCUCGCCAGAAAGGUCUACAACCACGCAGACCUCCAAUCUUAUGCCCGGGCAUGGGUUUGCAUCACCCAACAGUUUCAACCUAAGGCGGUUUUCGCUGAUAUUUUGAAACAACUUGAUAGAAAGCGUCAAACAGAUUGA